Lactuca saligna is the source of this 1173-nucleotide messenger RNA. The record is from the annotation of a GenBank genome assembly. Lineage: Eukaryota; Viridiplantae; Streptophyta; Magnoliopsida; Asterales; Asteraceae.
AUGUGGGACCUGGUAGAGAUCGUGGGGUCGAGAUACAAGAUUGGGGAUUCUAGGAUUUAUAGAGUCGUGAGUGGAAAGGUGGAUAGAACAUUUUCCAUAGCCGAAGUUUUUCUUCGGAAGUCGCUGGGAGUGAUUGAGAGGGUGAUUAUUGGUUCAGUAACUGGGUGGAAUCCGGGUGGCUUGCAGAUCAGAAGAGCGAAGACAAUUACAGUUGGAUUGGAUAAUCUCAGGCUGGUUAUGGACAUGGAUUUGGUUUCUGAUGGUGGCAUCGAGAUAAUCAGGGAGAGAAGUGUUAUAGUUGAACGGUUAUUUGAUGAAGUUUUAACAUGGCUUGGAAGGUUUCAAUGGUUGGGUUCACCUAACUUGGGAAGUCCAUUGAUUGCACAUGAUGAUAGUAGUACUUCCAGGAUGACACCUCCUCCGAUCUGCCUUGCUCCCUAUUGUCUUGUGAUAAACCUCCACCGCAACGCUCUCACCACCGCCUAUCGCCUUCCUCCGGUCAUAGAGUUGUGCCACCAGAAAACCACCAGGGACCACCAGAACAUCACCACUGCCACCACCUAUUUACCCUCCUACCAUCGCCGAUCAACCCACCAACCACAACCCUUUCCCUCCUCCUUCCAUCUGGUCAAACCCGUCGAAACAGGAAGACGAAAAGAGCGGAGCUGCCAUCUCCACCCACCACCACCGUCUUCACCUUCUUGUUUCGCCACUGUUGAUGAAAGUCCGACUACCACUUUAUACCCCCUCCUCUCGACUGAAAAUCACCACCAAACACCACUCCCAUUUGAUUUCUCCACUGAUUUCGACCAGAACCCAACCAAAAACGAGGCCGAAGGCUGCCGAAGCAACCUCCGACCACUAUACCGCCGGCCUUGGUCGCAGAUCUGGGACAUCAAUAUUGCCAGUAAUAUCUCCGACAACGAUUAUAACAAUGACGCUAAGGCUCAGAUCUGGAAAGACGAGUCGAAAAAGCGGCGAUUGUUUCAGAGGGAGGCUUCAGAUAUGAACAACCACUGGAGCUGUCCAUCUCUGGUUGGUGGUGGCAGAGACGAUAGGGGGAUGAAGGCGGUGGUGGCUCGACUGACGAUAGUGGUGUCGGAGAUGCUCUUCUACAGAGGAAGAGAAAUUGAGUGUUUUGUGUUAAACGAGAAAGAGGAGGAGGCAGAGUAG